This is a messenger RNA of Rhinolophus ferrumequinum (greater horseshoe bat), 2523 nucleotides long. RefSeq names its product leukocyte immunoglobulin-like receptor subfamily A member 5. The record is from RefSeq and is a predicted model, not a curated record. NCBI's taxonomy places the organism in Eukaryota, Metazoa, Chordata, Mammalia, Chiroptera, Rhinolophidae. Gene Ontology annotation, molecular function: inhibitory MHC class I receptor activity. Gene Ontology annotation, biological process: cytokine-mediated signaling pathway. The coding region runs from base 148 to 1059 and encodes 303 amino acids. The transcript has 6 exons.
UGUUCCUCUUUCUGUGGAGCUGCUGUUGUGACAACCCCAUGAGAGGGAGGGACAUCCUCUGAGUAACCACACCCUGUGCGUCUGUCUGUCCUGAGAGCUCUGUGCUUUCCUGCAUCUGCACAGCCCAGACCAGAGGAAGGAGAGGCCAUGAUCCCCACCCUCACAAUCCUGCUUUGCCUUGGAUUGAGUGUGGGGCCGAGGACCCGAGUACAGGCAGGGACCCUCCCCAAACCCACCAUCUGGGCUGAGCCAGGCUCUAUGAUCCCCUGGGGGAGCCCUGUGACCAUCUGGUGUCAGGGGACCCUGAAGGCCCAGGAGUUCCGUGUAGAUAAAGAGGGAAGCAAAAUGCCCUGGGACAGACGGAACCCACUGGAGCCCGGGGACAAAGCCACGUUCUCCAUCACACACAUGACAGGGCUCACUGCAGGGAGAUAUCGCUGUUACUAUCUCAGCUCCACCAGCUGGUCAGAGCGCAGUGACCCCCUGGAGCUGGUGGUGACAGGAUUCUACAGCAAACCCAGCCUGUCAGCCCUGCCGAGCCCUGUUGUGACCUCAGGAGGGAACGUGACCCUCCUGUGUGGCUCAUGGGAGACAUUUGACAGGUUCAUUCUGACUAGGGAAGGAGAACACAGCCCCUCCUGGACAAUGGACUCACAGCCACACCGCAGAGGGGAUUCCCAGGCCCUAUUCCCUGUGGGCCCCGUGACCCCCAGCCACAGGUGGUCGUUCAGAUGCUAUGGCUGUUACAGGAACACCCCCCAGGUGUGGUCACUCCCCAGUGACCUCCUGGAGCUCCUGGUCUCAGGACCCUCAGGGGACCCCAAUCCCUCAUUCACUGGACCCACCUCCACAGCUGGCAAGUCCCCGGGUUCACUUUACUCAGAGGGAGCACAGACCACCCCAGCCCCUGCCUCCCAGAAUUACAUGGCGGGGAACUGUAUCCGCAUCGGCCUGGCCGGUGUGGUCUUGCUGAUCCUAGUUGCGAUUCUGGCAGAAGCUGGGCACAGCCAGCUCAUGUCCCCACACAGAACUCAGGAGGGCGCCCACCAGAGAGAUUAGACCCCAGCGUCCCAGGAGGGACCUCCCCAGAGCUCCAAGACUCACACCUGUCACCCGCCUUACCCAGGGGCUCAAACUGCACCUGCCCUGGGCCUCCCUGCACCCCACUUCUUCCCUUCCUGGAAUGGUCUCUGCCUUCCUUGAUCUGUGGUCUCCUCCGGUCCCCAAUGUCUUGGAUCAAAGUCCAGGGAAGGAAACACAAACCAAAGCCCCAGUGAGAUAUCACCUCACACUCAUCAGGAUGAAUGUGGAAAGGAAGUGAAGGAAUCGGAACCCUGGUGCCCUGCUGGUGCGACUGCACGAUGGUGCAGCCACCGGAUGGUGACGUGGCAGCUCCUGAAAACCUGAGCCCAGAAUCACCACACAACUCAGCGAAGGAAUGGCCCACACUCAAAGAAAUGACAGCAGAACCUUGACGUCUGUGCUCUCACGCCCACAGCAGCAGUAUUCAUGAUAGCCAGUGUCAUCACCAGCCUCCUCAAACAUGGGGACGGAAGCAGAUGAUCAGUGUCAGAGUGAUGCCACAUGGGAAGGACAGCCCGGCAGGGGUGGCUUUGAGGACAGAGGAAGGGGCCACAUGUCACAGAAUGCGGGGCCUCUAGAGACUGGAAAGACAAGAAAUGGACUGUCCCCAGGAAGGAACACAGCCCUGCACACACCUGGAUUUCAGCCCAGUGAGGCCCGGUUUGGACUCUGACCUCCAGAACCGUAAGAUAAUAAAGCGUGUUGUGAGAAAUCAUGCUUGUGCUAAUUUGUCACAGCAGAGUAAAGAGUCUCAUACACCUGGCAUCCAACACUCUGUGGUCUCAGGAGGCCCUGCAGGGAAAAUAGCCUUGGUCAGGCUUCCUCCCUGGCCAGCUGCUGGCCCUGACCUGGAGACGUGCCGUUCUGAUGAGAUGGAAAGCAGUGCAGGCGCCGUCCACCUUGCAGACAUACUGUAAAUAACCUUAUGUAAGCACCCUGGCUGUGAGCCACCUUUGUCUCUGUAUGGUAUAAAGGGGACUGGCCAUUUCAUGAGGGGGGCUGUUGAGACAGGACGGGGGCUGCUGGCUGCAUCCUGUGAUGGGGCUGAUUGUGCCCAAUAAGCCUGAGUAAAGUAUGUCUACUUUGCCUUCGGUUCCACGCCUCUUCUUCUAGCUCCCAGAGCCGCGGACCCCUUACCCACUCGGACACGUGGUGCAGUGGGCAGGGUCCUGGCCAGAUAAGAGAGCUGUCCGUCCAGGGACAAGAGGACAUAUGGCCCCACACGGUAUGCGGUAUCCAUUGGCCGCUGUUCUCAGGAGCUGGGCUCCCGUGGAGGGUGGGAAGAUAUGGAUGGUUCUCCGGCCCGCAUAGAAAAGGCCUGACAGGUUUUAACUGAGCAGUUGCUGGAACAGGCGAAAGUCGCUGCCGGCCAUGUGGGCUGGACGUUCCUCACUGCACUUCGUAGCUCCGAAGAGGACAUGCUCGCUGAAGCAGCCUGAA